This is a messenger RNA of Colletotrichum destructivum, 723 nucleotides long. Its product is annotated as Putative superoxide dismutase-like, copper/zinc binding domain superfamily. The transcript has 3 exons. The record is from RefSeq and is a predicted model, not a curated record. Gene Ontology annotation, molecular function: metal ion binding. Gene Ontology annotation, biological process: superoxide metabolic process. The coding region runs from base 1 to 723 and encodes 240 amino acids. NCBI's taxonomy places the organism in Eukaryota, Fungi, Ascomycota, Sordariomycetes, Glomerellales, Glomerellaceae.
AUGCAGAUCUCCUGCGUCAUUGCUGCCACAGUUGCGGCUUUUGUCGGCGCUCAGUCGCAAGCAACCGGGGAGCUUGGCGAUGCCUUAGUCGUUGCGAACCCACAGGGUGUUGUUUACGAGGCGAAACUGCCGGAGAUGCCCUUCUUCAACCAAGGCUCGUUGAACGGCAACGUCCGAGGGUCCAUCGUCGCCAUGACAGCUCCGGAUGGCAACGGAGUCAAGUUCACAGUCGGCUUUUCGAACCUGCCCAGCGAGGGCGGCCCUUUCAAGGAUGGCAACUGCACCAAAGCACUCGCCCAUCACGACCCUUUCAACCGCGGAGAGACUACACCGUGCGACGCCUCCAAGCCGGAGACCUGCCAGAUCGGUGACCUAAGCGGCAAGCACGGAUCCGUGACGCGUGACUAUGAACAGACAUACAUCGACCGCUAUCUUUCGCUUGUGCAGGGACCGGGAUCUUUCUUCGGAAACCGGAGCUUCGUAUUCCACUUCGCAAACAAGACACGGAUCAGCUGCGCCAAUUUCAAACUGGUCCAGAGGCCCGCCCCAUACGACAACGGUACCGGCGCCUGCAACACCGUUCGCGCCACGAAUGCCCUAGCUACGGCGACUCCUCAUAGCGAAGCACCAUACUACAGCGCCGCUUCCGUGAUGAGCGCGUCGUUUUAUGUACUGGGCGCGGCAUCCAUCCUUGCUUUUGUUGGUGGUGUUGGCGACGUCUGA